This is a messenger RNA of Pocillopora verrucosa, 1646 nucleotides long. RefSeq names its product angiopoietin-related protein 7-like. The record is from RefSeq and is a predicted model, not a curated record. Lineage: Eukaryota; Metazoa; Cnidaria; Anthozoa; Scleractinia; Pocilloporidae.
GAUGGAAAUAUCCGCCGUCAAAAACUGAUCGGUAUAUCUACCAAUCGAUCGCAUUAAUUGAUGAUUGAUGUCACUGUGUUUUGACCAUCAUCGCAAUUAACCUUCAAGCACUUUCAUCUGAUUUCAUUUCCCUGAAGGUUCUGCUCUGCUUUUUCUGGCACUUUAUGUGACUUAUCAAAUUCUACCAUCAACGCGGGCAUUUCUAAUAGAUUGCCAAGAGAACACUGCCGCAUGUUUGGAAGAAAUAAUGAAGGAACUCACCCAAGUUCGAUCUGACAUUAAAAUUCUCACGGAGAACAAAACACUGGCGAGACCAAAGAACUGUGUUGAGCUCUACCAUUCCGGUCAAAGGAUUAGCGGUGUUUACAUAAUCGAUCCAGAUGGCUCAGGUGCCUUUAAUGUCUAUUGUGACCACACUACUUCCGGUGGGGGAUGGACAGUCUUCCAGAGGAGAAUGGAUGGCUCCGUUGAUUUUAAUCGCACCUGGAAUGACUACAAGCAUGGCUUCGGUAACUUGGUCGGUGAAUUUUGGCUCGGACUGGACAAUAUAAACCGUCUGACACAAAACAAGACAAAGAACAUGCUUCGAGUAGAUCUGGGGGUAACUGCGCGCCAAACUGUUCACGCUGAGUAUGAAUGGUUUGGGAUUGGGAACGGGACGGCUAACUACCGGCUGUACAUUGGCAAUAUGACAACAGAUGCAACUGUUUCUUUUGAUUCCCUCAAACCUCACAAAGAUUUCAUGUUUGGUGCCUGGGAUAGAGAUCCUGCUAAUUGUACUCUAAAAAGAGGCGGAGGCUGGUGGUAUGGCAGCAGUAGUGAUUGUGAUGUUUCAUCGAAUCUCAACGGAAUUUAUCCGCAUUGUCGAAAUGAAACCCGGGCCAAUAUCCACUGGGAUCAAUUGGAUCAAAACAGUCCCGAGGGCAGCGCCCCCACAUCAACUGAAAUGAAAAUUAGACCAGUGGAUUCUUUUUAAAACUUUCUGACGAUAAAGUGUUCAUAUAAAUAAUGACUUUUGCGUCUUCUGAAAGGUCAAAUUCGCUUUUAUAACAAUUGUGAUUGGCAAAUUAAUGAUAGAGUGGCCUUUGUAUGCACGGUGAUGUUGAUCCUUUUUUACGUACUAUUUUGUGUUGAUUUGAAAACGCUAUAAUUAAAAAAUAAAAGAUAGUUCGCUUGCUGUCGAAAUUAAACUAAAAUAUCUGUGAAUUCAGUUUUCUAAUAUCUGACAAAGAAAUUUAUCCGGCCCAAUCGAUACUGUUUUGAAAAGUUAAGAGGUGAUUUGCAUGACAAGAAAUAAAACGUGCAUUUUUUUUUCAACGCCUUUUAAUUCUAGAUUUUAAAAUGCUUAGAAUAUACAGAUAACAUACAUAUUAGAAGAAAUGACGAAAUCAUAGACUUAACCAUAUAUAGUUGAUCAAAUGCGAUUUUAGAAAAGAAUAUUUUUAUCACAUCGAAAUUAAUUCAGAGAGAUUUAUACCAAUGAAACGUUCCAGCUACUAGCUGGAGCUCAUACAAUUUAAUACUUAUACUUAUUUUUAAAGUUUUUGCGUUUUCUGAUGAUUUUGAAAGCGUUUUCUUCUUAGAGCUAUCAAUAAAGCGAUUUAAGCUUAUAUCAAAAUAUGUAAUUUAGGAUAUGUGAGUUUUAA